Chironomus riparius is the source of this 556-nucleotide messenger RNA. NCBI's taxonomy places the organism in Eukaryota, Metazoa, Arthropoda, Insecta, Diptera, Chironomidae. The record is from the annotation of a GenBank genome assembly.
UUCAGUUCCAACAAGUUAAAACUUAAAUAUGAAAUAUUUCAGCACAAUUUUAGUAGCCACAUUGGUCAUUUGCGUUCAUGCUGGAGGAAUUGACAAAGAAAAAGCAAAAGAAAUGGCAACAUUCAUAUUAAAUUAUUGCAAGACACAAGAAGGAGGAACUGACGCUGAUGUUGUGGCUAUGAUGGAAUUAAAGUACCCUGAAAGUGCUGCUGGGCUUUGUAUGAUAGCUUGCAUACACGAGAAGAUGGGAUUUUUCACAGAUGGAGUUUUUGACCGUGACAUAUUUAUUGUAAUAACUCAACAAAUUGUUGAUGACGAUCAAGCUUAUAUGAAAGCAGCUGAAGAGAUAGCAACAAAAUGUGGCAGUGUAACAGGUUCAAGAUGUGAGCAAGCUGUUGCAUUUGAUAAAUGUAUCGAAGCAGAAUUAAAGGAUCGAGAUCUCUUCCCUAAAAUGAUAUAGGAAGGUCAGGAGAUGCAUUAUGCAGCAUGUGACAAUCUUAUUUACAAUUUGUUCCAAUGUCAAGGCUUUAAACUUCAUUGUUUGUGUGAAAUAAAA